AUGGACGAGCCUAUCGACCUUGACAAUCCCAAUCACUACCAGAAAAUUGACGAGCUGACUGCUCAAGGCCUCCUGGAUCGCGAUGCUGUAUUAUACAAGCUGACCCGGAGAAUCUGCAAGUUUGGCGUUAUCGAAUCAGAGAAAGAGCUGCCACACCUGCGCGGGACCUUUGACUCGCUGGCUGUCGAGGAAAAUGGCAUACAGGUACUCACUCAAUCUGCAUUCCUGUCUUUCCUUGAGUCUACCGGCUUUCUCUCUCCGUCCAUGAGAGAGGCGGGUGCACUCGUUUACCGCAGUCUUCUAUACCUAUCUCAAUACCCAUUUCAUCACCCGAUCCCUGAUUCCCUCACCUAUAUGGGGUUACUUCGUGCACUCGCGUGGACCAUGCCAGGCCGGGUGAGGCCGGUCCAUGAAGCAUGUAGAUGGAGUCGAAGCCGAUCACCGGCAGACUCUAGAAGACAAUUUUUCCAAAGCUUGGCAACAGCUCGAGAUGGCAAGUCUAUCCCAUUCGAUGCAGAAUACGCCAAGGCUCAGGCCCAGAGGAGAGCUUCUGAUUUCACCUGCGCUAGUCAUGAUUGCGGUGACCUUACAUUCCCUAAAACGAACUACGAUGAUCACGGAGAUGAGAUGUUCCACGACAUCCUUGAUGCGCUGUUCAGUAUUCAGCCUCAAAUAGUUUGGCUGGUGCCAUCCCCUCGAGACUACUUCCGGGCGACAGCGAGGAAGCUAGCCAGUGACGAGCGCCUUCAUGACCUAAGCAUCCCCCAGGACCAGUUUCGAGCUGUUGUGAAGUUGCUGAUGACGACAUUCUUUCGAAAGCCACAAGUUCCAGUCCAGCAGCUAGUUGACCUGGACCAUGUUGUCGAUUGUAUGGUCGGCCCUGCUAUCCAAAGACCCGAUAUCGGGAUUACCUGGGAUAUGUAUGACCAGGCGGCUCGUAAUGGGAUGCCCAUGCUUGUGGAUGGUCUAAUGCGCCUCUUGACCCCGUUCUAUAGAGACCCCGAGGAUAAAUACUACACUUUGGACAUCCCACAGUCAGGAAAAGUAGCGACUUUCGCUGUUUUUGCUCAGAUGGCCUCACUUCGAAUUCUUGCGGUCACGCGAGAGCUUCAACAAUACGUGUACUACGAUUUGAGAACUACGUCCCUCACAGCUUCGACGAUAGCAGAAAGACUAAAUGCUUAUCCCGAGGCUGCGAUUGUCCUCCUUCUCUCCGGAAAGAACUCGGAGACAGGAAAGAAGACCAUAUUUGGCUACUAUAUACCUCGUCUUGCGUACGGAAAUACACCGUUCUUAUUCCAGCUAAGUGAUAUCCAGGACAGCUUCCGUGGAAAUGGCCCCCGACCAGGCCACGAGUUGGAUGGAGGCGAGCUUGUUAUCGGUCAAAGAGGAAAUGGUGCGGCGGUAAUGUUGCGGCAAGAUGCGAGGAGGGCGAUUGUAUCCCACAAUGUGUCUGAUCAAUUCCAGCCGAUGUAUGCCGCUAACACCUGGAGGGGGGACUGGCAGAUUGAGUUUGAUGUGGAGGAGAUAGAAAUGUGGCUUGAGGAUGGAGACACUGAAGGGGCAACGAUAGAGGGGGACGAAGGACAGUGA
Messenger RNA from Aspergillus nomiae NRRL 13137, 1593 nucleotides. RefSeq lists its product as uncharacterized. Lineage: Eukaryota; Fungi; Ascomycota; Eurotiomycetes; Eurotiales; Aspergillaceae. The transcript is spliced from 2 exons. The record is from RefSeq and is a predicted model, not a curated record. The coding region runs from base 1 to 1593 and encodes 530 amino acids.